This is a messenger RNA of Austrofundulus limnaeus, 1074 nucleotides long. RefSeq names its product tripartite motif-containing protein 35. The record is from RefSeq and is a predicted model, not a curated record. Lineage: Eukaryota; Metazoa; Chordata; Actinopteri; Cyprinodontiformes; Rivulidae. Gene Ontology annotation, molecular function: zinc ion binding.
GAAAGCUUAAAGACUUCAUGUUUUAUUUUAAAAGGUUCACUUUGGUUUUAGUUUAAAAGCUGAAACAAUGAAAGUGGAAAAAUAUGGUGAGAACACAAGAACAGGUUGAAGUUCCUCCCACUUCCUGGCUCUAAAACCAGGAAAUAGAUGGUGACUUUUAGACGCUACAGAACGACACAAAGCGAUCAUGUGGAGCUUCAGAUCAGACUGACGGAGUCCAGCUGCUGCUUGAAGCUGCUCACACUCCACACACUGAAGCUUCACUCAGAGUCUAAAUGGCUUCCAGACCAGAGGACCUCUGCUGUCYGGUCUGUCAGGAGGUCUUCAGAGRUCCUGUUCUUCUGUCAUGUAGCCACAGCUUCUGUAAAGACUGUCUGAAGGACUGGUGGAGACAGAAACCAACAAGGGAGUGUCCUGUUUGUAAGACAAGAUCUCCAACAGAUGAUCCACCCUGUAACCUGGCUCUGAAGAACCUCUGUGAGUCCUUCUUACAGGAGGAACAUCAGAGAUCUUCAGAGGCUCUCUGCAGUCUGCACUCUGAGAAACUCAGACUCUUCUGUCUGGACCAUCAGGAACCAGUUUGUCUCGUCUGCAGAGAUUCACUGAUAGACCAGGCCAAACACCUGGGCAACCUGGCCUUCAACAUCUGGACCAACAUGAAGGACCUGGUCUCCUACAGCCCCAUCAUCCUGGACCCAAACACUGCUGGUCCAGGUCUGGUCCUGUCUGAAGAUCUGACCAGUGUGAGACCAGGAGACAAACAGCAGCUUCCUGAUAAUCCUGAGAGGUUUGAUGGAUGCUGGUCUGUUCUGAGUUCUGAUGGUUUUAACUCAGGGAAUCACAGCUGGGAUGUUGAUGUUAGAGCCAGUAAAAGCUGGAGACCUGAUUUGGUACCAGGGUCAUUCGAGAAGAAGGGAGCUAUAUUGUCUGGAUUUUGUAGUUUGGAAUUCCUUAAAGGUACAUGGUACAGUCACCAGUAGGUCUUCCCAUAGCUCUCUCUGUUCAGAAGAAGCACCAGAAGAUCAGAAUGAAUCUGGACUGGAACGGAGGAAAGUUGUGUUUCUCUGAUCCUGA